This is a messenger RNA of Ectocarpus siliculosus, 2110 nucleotides long. NCBI's taxonomy places the organism in Eukaryota, Phaeophyceae, Ectocarpales, Ectocarpaceae. The record is from the annotation of a GenBank genome assembly.
AUGGGGGAAGAAGCUUCUUCUCGAUCUGACAGCCCGCAUGGGUCGAACUCCGGCGAUACCCUGACUCGCCAGGGCUUCAUCGGGGGCUUAGUAGGAGCAGCGCUAGCCCCGGCCCUGGUAAAGCCUCGGCCCCCGCCGUCGUACGACGUUAUGAAGUACGAACGGAUAUUCGACACCGCCAGGAAAAGCUUCGUGCCCGCCGACCCGUCAAGGCUGAUCUUCCCCGGGGUCGGCUUCGCGGACCGCGUGGUUUGCACGGGCGAGAUGCACACCCACCCGCUCCACCACAGGAUGCAGUUCGAGGUGAUCAAGGCCGUGGCGUCGGUCACCAAGGCCAAGACCGAGCCGCUGGCCAUCGGUCUCGAGAUGUUCUAUCGCCAGCAGCAGGAUGCUCUCGACCGCUACGUCUUUAAUCACGGAGAUCUCGCGGCGCUCAAGCUCGACACGAAAUGGGACGAGACAUGGGGUUUUGACUUCAACCAGUACGCCAAGAUUUUCCACUACGCGCGCGAGAACGGCAUCCGCUUGGUUGGGUUGAAUGCCCCUCAGUCCCUCCUGCACCUGAUCAACAAGGUCGGGAUCGCGGGGUUACCCCAGCGACUCCGAGAGGUGCUCCCAGAAAUGGACCUCAGCAAUAUGGCCCAUCGAAAGCGUUUCGAGGACGCCAUCAAUGGCUUCCAGCACGGGGCAGGGAUUGACGCAGCUGCCAUGAACCGCAUGUACGAAGCCCAGACGCUGUGGGACGAGUACAUGGCGGAAUCGGCCAGCCGGUACCUCCAGCGAGCGGGGGGGCGGAUAGUACUCUUGGCCGGAAACGGGCACGUUCAAGCGCGCGACGGUAUCCCGGACCGAGUAGAACGCCGCACGGGAUUGAAACCCUUCACCAUCGUGCCCGUCUCCGUGGAAUGGACGGAGGAUGGGCUGCCGGACAUCGACCACCCUCCGGGGACAGCCUUCGCCGACUGGGUGUACUUCACGCAGAACGAAAUCGGACCGCCGGUGCGUGGGGCCGGGUCAGAAGGCAACUGGUAGGCUCAUCUGUUCUGCUAUGGCAAGGAAGAGUUGCCAUGAACCCUAACAGGGGUUGGGGACGUUUCGUUUCAUCCCCGAGGAAAAGUGAGACGAGGCCUAGAACGGAGGUGAAGGGCGUCAUGAUUGUUUUUGGGGUGGUAGACUUCGUCUGUGGUCGUUUCGUCCAAUUUGGGGGGGAUGUUCCUGCGUAUGACCAUCGUGAGCAGAGGACGCGGGCGGGGGGGCGCAGCGACUUGGGGGGGGGGGUUCAGGCCAGGUCACAGACUGGUCGCGUGUCAACCGGAUCAGCCUCCCUGCGCUUGGUAUGACGGAAAGUAAAAAAAACGAACGCGUCACGCGUGUCAAACGUGGGCGGAUGGAUUGAUUGGAUCACGUGGCCGCUCGGCAUCGCGUAGCGCCUGUAAGUAGACAUCCUUUUGUAAAUAUGGAAGCGAACAAGGAGGCGAGGAUUGCGUUAUCACUUCAGGUUCUGGUGAGGGUCGUCCACGAGGUUUCUUCCAAGCACUCGGGGGGAAUGAGAGACAGCUCGGCUCGGACGAAGCAAACUGUUGUGUUUCGUGGCGAUUCUAGCUCGGGUGACGUUGGGCGGGGGCACAGGGAGGCGUAAAAUUUGAGGGGCACGCACGCGCCGUGUGGGGGGGCUCCGUAGACCUGCCACUGGUCACGUUGGUGUACAUACGUGCGGUUGUUAAAUGUCGGGGGUUUGAUGCGAGGAUAACGCGACGCUUGAGGAUUUUGUGUUCGGGUGCGAAGGGUGUUUGUAGCCGAUGCUGUGCGAAUGUUUUUGUGCUACCGUUGGGCUCGAACGCGGGGCGGGAUGCGUGCUCAGACGCAAAGAAUGCCCCUAUGGCAUGGACUCUGUUGGUAUUCGCGGGAUGAUGGGUGCGUCGAGACGGGGCCCGAAGGGUUGUCCCCCUCCAAAAUUUUGUAGGUUUGGAUUGGUGUGAUGUAUGUGUGUUGUCGUCGGAACGACGUCACAACGCUGUGCGGCUAUCCCUUCCGUCAGAGGAAGAAUUCAACAUGUAUGCGGCGGUGCCGUUAACCACAGCAGUACCUGGUUGCAUUCCUUCGUCUCUUU